Molecule: messenger RNA, 5306 nt
Organism: Paramuricea clavata
Lineage: Eukaryota; Metazoa; Cnidaria; Anthozoa; Malacalcyonacea; Plexauridae
Source: the annotation of a GenBank genome assembly
CACCAGUUGGUCAACUAAGGUUUAAAAAACCUGAACCUAAACUUCCUUGGAAAGGUAAUGUUUCGAUUUUUUUCAUUGCCUUCAUUAUCUAUUUAAGGUGACCCCCGACAGUUAUAGCACAGUUUUAAACAUAUUUAUGUAGAUCAGACGUCAUCCUCGCGACUAGCGUGUGGAAUUUUUGUGGCCCGGUAAAAAAUUUGAAAUGGAAAGUUGUUUUUGUGUUUUAUCUGGAAAGAAAAUGCCAGUUUUUUAUUGUAAUCCUAAAAUUUUCAGAAUUCAAACAGUACGUAUGUUUUUAACUCGUUAUUAGCCUUAUUAGCUUUAUCUUUCAGUAUGUUUUAACGCAUUUAAUACGUUCAGUAUUGUAUCUAUAAUUCUGAUACGAAAUGUCAAACUCUAGUAACUAGUUGAAUGUUUUGAAAAUUUUUCGCACCAAAGCGUUGGAUUAAUCAAUGAUUUAUUGUGUUCUCAUCUGAGAUAAGCAAAAAAUUUCUAAUCUCUGUUUAUAUUUGUAAGUCAAAAACUCACUUCAUUAUAAAUUUGGUUAAAAAUGAGAUUUACCUAAAUUUUUUAAAAUUUUAGAAAAUUAUAGGGAGCUACCUUAUUAUAAUAAUUCAUGGUUUUUGAUUGACUAACAGCCAACUGUGAAAUCGGUCAUAUUGACUUAUUAAUUAUCCGCGGCCGUUGACGCAGUUAGAUUAAGAAAUUUUAAGGGCCAUUGUCGCUUUGAGGGGACCUCUUCGACUGGGGCCCGAGCAAAUUGGCUUCCCCCCUUUCGGCGGCCAUGGUUUCAUCCCUCUUGCUCUCGUUUGACUAAAGCAACAUUUACUCACAUGCAAAAUCCUGUGCGCCAACCCACAUCAAUUUUCAGCCGAGUUUGAUGGCUAUCAGCUCCAGGGUUUAUUUUAAGAAAAAUUUAGAACUGCACACAUAGGGAUGUUACAAAGGCAACGGUUGUUUGACUGGGGGGGCAAAGGAUUUUUUACCUGCAUAUAGGUGACAGGAUAAUGGUGUGGUUGGGUGGGAGAAUUGGAGAAAGGCCAGACAAACUCGAUUUUGGGUGCAGGAGCUAAGGGUGUUCCCCAAAACAAUUUGAAUCUAGAGGCUGUUAAGUUCUGGCAAAUAUUUAUUUUACCCAACCACUCAAAAAACUGAUUCAAAACAUGUAACUGGGAAUUAUGGAUAUUCAAUAUAUAACAACCUUAAAUUUACAUUUGAGACAGCAAAAAAUAUUAGGUUCUCCCACUCUAAUCUCUUUUGGGAAGCUUCGCUCGCCCCAAUUUUACCUUCUUUUCCAUUACUCCAGCGCGUAAGUGUUUUAUGAGGAAAAUAGGAGGGUCUGGAGUCCUCCCCCAGAAAUCGUUUAUAUUUUUGAUGCUCAAUUAAUGACAGCAUUUCGGGAAUUUCCUGGAGCAUCCACAAGGCCGAGUAACGAGUAAAUGAGAAGACUGUUUUAAUUAAGGCUAUUUUUGUUAGUUUGGUGACAGCACAUUUGUGUUUUAAGAACUGCACAAAUGGGUUUAGAACUGCACAUUUUGUGUAGAACUGCACGUUAAAAUAAACCUAAUCAGCUCACUUACAACCAGUGUCGGCCAAACAGCGGCUUUUCCGUAGUUUUCACCUAAAUGCCAGCAUGACAAGCAAAACAUGAUACAGCUGUCACAGCUGUAUAAUGCUAUUCCCUCAUGCUCUUUCUGGUACCAAUGUGAAGAAUUUAUGCGACAGAUAUGAUGCAAAAAUUGCUUCUAGCAGCAAUUCGUAUUGGUAAGUUUGGAUGAAUGACCAGCAAAUUAGCAUAGUUGAACUACUUGGCGGUGUAUAAACCUCACGCUGUUAAUUAACAAUUAAGACAUAAUACAGUACGACUUAAUGUAUUUUAGAGCUGUGAAAAUGAUUAAUUUAAGUGUGCUGAAGCCCACCAACUUCAUCAACCACAAUGUUGGUAAAUUACUUCACUUUGCCUUCUAGUCGACAGCGAUCAAGAAUUAAAAAUCUUCAUUUUACUAUUAUACUUUGAUAUUUUGGGGGGGGGGGGGAGGGGCUUAGGCCUCCCACAUUUACUUCUGGAGCUAUGGCCCCGCUAGCCUCCCUGUCCUGCCGGCGCUGCUCACAACUGGCCUUAUUACUUUCAAUUAGUUCCUACUAGGAAGACAAUAAUACUUUCAACAGGAAACGUGUUUAAUUUUUUGUUUAGGUGUAUUAAAUCGUACCGAAGAUAUAAUUGCAUGUAUUCAACCAUGGAAACCUAAAGUGACAAUGACUGAAGACUGUUUAAUACUCAAUGUGUGGACACCAUUUCCACGUCCUCAGAAUGCGAGUGUUAUGGUAAGAUAUCUGUUUGUUUAAAGUGCUUAUGACUGUGUGGUGGCUUUUUAUCGAUCUCCAACUUCAUAUUACGUGUAUGAGAUUUAUGUUUUCUUUAGCGAACUUUUAGGGAACGCUUUCAUUUUACCCCUUUUAAUAAAACGACAAACCUGUGAACUACCGUGUUGUUGGAGACUUAAAAAUGACAUUCAUGAUACGGAAAGGGAAAAGAUCCCACGGAAAUUUUAUACUCAUUAUCCUCGCUCUUUUUCGGACGGCAAAGCGCAUAUUAUCACAUCUUGUGUACAGCGGAUACAUUUCAAAAUGCGUCAACGUCUACUUCAGAUUGGUUGUAGAUCUCUUCUUAACCCUAAAACCACGAUUUGUAAAUUGACUAUUCAUUUCAUCCUAGUACCCAGAAUUAAUAAAUAUUCAUGCCUUGGCGUGACUAUGGACGAAAGGUUGUUUUGGGAUAAACAUAUUGAUUCUACUGCCUGCCUCAUACCCAGGCGUCUCUUUGUAAAAAAACAGUGAUGCGCAUAUGACGAGUUUACAUGAAGUAUUGUAGUGGGGAGAGAUGGCGAAGGGGCUGAUGGGAAGAGUACAGCCCCUUCGCGCGUCGGCUGCUUACCCGAAUACUUCAUGUAAGCGCCUGGGUACGAGGCAGUUGAUUCUAUCUGUUCUAAUGUUGGUGCCGGUAUUGGUGCAAUGAGACGCGUUAAACCUUUUGUGCCACUGUCGACAACCAAAAUGCUAUAUAAUGCUAUUAUACAGCCUUAUUUCGAUUAUUGCAGCCCGUUGUGGGAUAAUUGCGGAAUUGGGCUCAAAUAUAGGUUGCAAAAAUACCAAAAUCGUGCUGCAAGAGUAAUUACUGGGGCAACUUACGAUAUCCGGUCAUCUGAGUUACUUGAUAAUCUAAAUUGGAAACCUCUCGAAGAAAGACGAAAUUAUAUUAAAUGUAUUUUAAUUUCAUCUCAAUAAAAUUCUGAAUGGCCACACCGCACCCAGUCUUAAAGAAGCAUUUCAAUUUAAUAAUGAAAGACAUAAUACUUACAAUCUUAGAAAUAGGGAUACUGAUUUAGCACCACCUAUGCCGAAAAAAGAAUUCGGCAAGAGGUGCUUCAUUUAUAAUGGUGCCUUGCAUUGGAAUAAUCUUCCCCAUGAGGAAAAAAUUGCUGAAUCCUUAAGCUCUUUCAAAUCGAUAUUGAAACAAAGAAUGAAUUGAAAUUUGUUUCUGUGUAAUUGUGCAGCUAAAAUCACUUGUAUUUUUUUUGUUAUAUUUUGUAUUUCUUGUAAAUAGUUAAUUUCUUGUAAAUAGGUAAUUUCACGCCUCUCAUGGAAACCAGCCUUCCAACGGCUGUUGAGGCUAGCGUGGUCUAAAUAAAGUUUUGUACAUGUAUAUAUGUAUAUCUAUGUUUUAGUUAGCCGCUUCUUAUCGCUGGCUCAAUGCGCACGUUCGCGUGAGGAUACUCAUUUUUUGUUGUUGAUAUUGUUGUUGUAAAGCAAUAUAUUUCGCAUCUCGAAUUUUUUCAUGCUUAAUUUAAAAUAUAAAAUAAAUAUAACAACUCGUAUACAAAUUAAACCAAAUCUUCAAUAUCCUAGAAAUUAAGAAAUACAUGCAUGUAGCAACUCCUUGGGCCUUGGCUACAUUUUCCAAACAUUGAUUUAACAUGUAUUAGCAUACAUAACAUUAUUAGCAAUAAUGUGUUGCCAUAGCUGCACGUUGUUAUUGAUGUUUUAAAAAUAUUUCAUAUUCUUUGCAAAAAAUUGCAAAUUUUUUGAGAUUGUUAGUUCCACAAUGGAAAACAAUUCGAUUAGGCGAUCGGUCCAUCGUUUGGAGAUCAGUGACCACUUUAGACUUUGCUAAUGCUUUACUUUCUCCGGGAAUAAAUAGGCGAGCGGAACAAUUAUACUGAUAGGUCAAGUGAAAUGCUUUCAACGGCGUACUCUUUGUUCCCGCUAGGUUUGGAUACAUGGUGGAUCGUUUGUUGCGGGACACUCCGGCAUGUAUGAAGGUUCAAAUAUCGUAGCAGUCGGUGGGGUAAUAGUGGUGACGAUCAAUUACAGAUUAUCAGCUCUUGGAUUUCUCACGACUGGAGAUAACAGGAUUAAAAGUACCACAUUAGUUCCAUUAAUUGUAAUAGCAUUGAAGAACUGACUGUUCUCCUUCGAUAAAUAAAGAUUAAUAAAUUGUUUGGAAGCAAAAGAUCUACAGGGAGGAAGGAAUUCACUCGUCAAAAAUAGGUGGGAAUUUAUCUGCGCUUGUCAAUAAACUGCGGGCGCUUAGCAAAAACAAGUUUUGGGACUUUUUUGGGGAAGAAAGCCGUAGAUUUGCAACAAUAGUGUUAAUUGGUUUAUUCGGUUAUGGAAAAUUGCCCUGAAUAAAGCACCUUAAACUGAAAUCGAGCAAUUGUAAAGUAUUUUAUUAUACGACGAAAUGUUGACGAACAACUUGCAUCUUGCAAGCGUUUUUGACUUCCAGUAAUUUAAAAAAGGCUUUUGAUACCAUUGAUCAUAACAUUUUACUACAGAAGUUAACUUGUUACGGUUUCAACAAAGAAACGAUUGAUCUUUUUAGAAACUAUCUUUCUGAUCGUACUCAAAUAACAGUUAUUAACAACAUACGAUCUGAUACUCGUAAAGUAACAUGUGGAGUUCCUCAGGGGUCUAUCUUAGGUCCACUACUGUUUUUAAUAUAUAUAAACGACCUACCUAAUAAUGAAUUGGUAUCAGAUGGGAGUUUAUUCGCUGAUGAUACCAACUUGACUUUUGCGGACAGCAACCCUGACAAGUUGAUUUCUGUUCUAAAUGACGACCUUAAAACUCUCCAAAACUGGCUUAACCUGAAUAAACUAAGCCUGAAUGCGAUUAAAACUAAAUGUAUGUUUAUGGCAUCCAGGAAAAAAUUAAGUACUAUUCCUGAAGAACCUAAUAUUGCUAUCUCCGGAAACAAAAUUGAAAGAGUUAGAUCUUAUAAGUGUUUAGGUUUAAAACUGGACUAG